Molecule: messenger RNA, 860 nt
Organism: Saprolegnia diclina VS20
Lineage: Eukaryota; Oomycota; Saprolegniomycetes; Saprolegniales; Saprolegniaceae
Exons: 1
Coding region: 6-797 (263 amino acids)
Molecular function (GO): S-adenosylmethionine-dependent methyltransferase activity
Source: RefSeq, a predicted model, not a curated record
CAGUCAUGACGACCAAGGCUGUUCACGCGGUCGCCAAGCAUGGCUUUGUGAACGCGUCGCUCUACGACAAGGCGCGUCCGGGGUUUCCGCGCGAGGCGCUUGCAUCGCUCCUGCCGCUUUUGCUCGACCCGGCGACCGCGAACGUGCUCGAGAUUGGCAGCGGCACGGGCAAAUUUACGUCGCUUUUGCAUCACGACGCCAAGAUCACCAACCUCGUCGCUGUCGAGCCGUCGCAAGGCAUGCGCGCCACGUUUGCGACGCUCUUUCCGGACGUGCGCUGCGUCGAUGGGACGGCGACAGCGCUCCCGGUUGCCGACAACUCCCAAGACGCGCUGUUUGUCGCCCAGGCCUUUCACUGGUUUGACAACCGCGACGCGCUCCGCGAGUUUCGCCGGGUCCUCAAGCCGAACGGCACGCUCGGUCUCAUUUGGAACAUGGAAGACGCGAGUACGCCGUGGGUGGCGCAGCUCCGGACGAUCUACGAAGCCUACGACGGUGUCGCGCCACAGUACCGGACGGGCAAGUGGGCCCACGUCUUUGCCGCGAGUCCCGACCUCUUUGGCCCGCUCACGCACACGUGCAUUCGCCGAAAUGUCCCCGUCGCAUCCAAAGAGCAGAUCUGGGAGCGCGUUCUUUCCAAGUCGUACAUCUCGACCGCGACGUCUGAUGUCCAGGCGCGUGUCAAGGCCGACGUCAUGGCGAUCCUCGACGCUGCUGAAUUCGACAUUGACGCCAGCGGCUGCAUCUUGUACCCGUACGUGACCGAUAUUUACGUCACGACGCCGACGCCCGAAUAGUGGGUCGUGCCUUUUCGACGACAAUAAUGUCUUCAACAGAUCCCACCAAAGUGUUUCCUCGUA